AUGCUCUGUAAGAAUCCUGAGGACCCAAAGGAUCCAGACACGAUCGACCCGAUUUGGGCAGACUUGCUUGGGGGACUAUCUACUCUGGAAAUUGUCAUACAACACCCUAUGUCCUUCUACUGCACAAACGGCUAUCUGCCAGGGGCAGGACUCAUAAACGAUGCCGAAUGGAACAUCCUGUUAAAACGGAGGCUAGAGGUUAUCAAACGCCUUGUGCCUGAAGGAACUGAAAUCAUGGUAGAUGUGGACGAGGAUCCCGACCUCACCAAAUUGGUAGAGGAAGCUAUCCCAAACCGUUGUACUUUUGGAGACACUGAGGCUGGGUAUCUUACCUUUAUGCGAUUCAAGUCCACUGACGCUUUGGAUAUGUUCAGUGGAGAUGACUACAGUGACGAUGGUGGGGAGUAUCUUGACUUUCGCGAUCCUGAUCUUGAUGAUCCUGUCUUGCAAGAGUUGACUCGUUUAACUCUGGCCACAGUCCCGAACAUCGAUCCCAAUGAUCCCGCCUUACUCGAUAUGCUCAAAUUGCCUGUGCUACCAGCAAAGAAACCCGCCCACUUGACAGUUUCAUACUCGACAACGAUGGCGUUCCAAAAACAUCCCAAUUUUGACGAACUUCCCCUGGACAAAAAUGGUCCUCGAGGUAACGCAUGGGGUCUUUGGGGUCCCGAUGACCAGCUUGGUACUUUGAAUCAUUUGAACGAUGAUGUAAUUAGUCAAGCGGCCAGAGAAAACAUCAAGACGGGAUCAAGGUUGUCUUUGAAUUGGUCGAUGACGGGGGCCUCAAAUCCGAAAUUCGCACGGAAGAACCUUGAGCUGAAGCUGAUUAAUAAGGCGCCAUUGAAGCAUGCGCACGACGAUGAGUGGAGCUUCAAUUCGCAAUGCAGUUCUCAAUGGGAUGGCUUUCGACAUUAUGCUUAUCAAGAAGAGGCAUUAUACUACAUGGGCCGAAAAGCAGAAGAGUUCGCUGCUUCAGACCAUCCCAACAGUAUUCACCAUGUCUCGGAGAAGGGAAUUGCCGGGCGCGCCGUCUUCAUCGACUGGUACUCCUGGGCAUUAAACGAAGGCAUCCAAAUCGACGGCAUGACAUCCUAUGAAAUCCCCUUCGACCAAAUCAUCAAAACUCUGGAGUACCAAAACAUGAGUCUCGACUCGUUCCGAGCUGGCGACAUCAUCGUCAUUCGCUUCGGCUACCUAGCCCAGUACGAGAACAUGGACGCCACCAAGCGCGAGCAUCUCAACGAGUUAUACAAGACUCAAAAGCCGGAUAACAUCGGUUUAAAGCCCUCCAAGGAGCUGCUCAAGUUUCUCUGGAAUACUAAGAUCGCUGCUAUUUGUGGUGAUGCGCGAUCGUUGGAGGUUUGGCCAUGUAAGGAUCUUGAAUGGCAUUUGCAUGAGUGGCUUUUGGCUGGUUGGGGUAUGCCAAUUGGUGAGUUGUUCUACCUCGAAGAGCUUUCGAAGAAAUGUAAAGAACUGGGACGGUAUACCUUCUUUAUGUCGAGUUCCCCUAUGAAUGUGCCGGGAGCUGUUGCAAGUCCACCAAACGCUCUGGCAUUUUUCUAA
Messenger RNA from Fusarium coffeatum, 1563 nucleotides. RefSeq lists its product as uncharacterized. Gene Ontology annotation, molecular function: arylformamidase activity. The record is from RefSeq and is a predicted model, not a curated record. Bases 1 to 1563 code for a protein of 520 amino acids. NCBI's taxonomy places the organism in Eukaryota, Fungi, Ascomycota, Sordariomycetes, Hypocreales, Nectriaceae. The transcript is spliced from 7 exons.